Penaeus vannamei (Pacific white shrimp) is the source of this 876-nucleotide messenger RNA. Lineage: Eukaryota; Metazoa; Arthropoda; Malacostraca; Decapoda; Penaeidae. The record is from RefSeq and is a predicted model, not a curated record.
AUGGUGGUCACGGGAGAGAAAAGCAGGGUGGAAUCCCUCAGGUUCCUUCUCUGGUCGCAAUCUCCUGCUAACCAGAAGGUGUCGGUAAAUCAGCUGUUCCGACGCAAGAAGGACAGUCGCUGGUUGCGCUGUGAAGCCCUAGAGCCCAAAGCAACCAUCACGAAUUCCCUCGCCAGGCAGGAUAGGGCGCUGGGAGGGAACGGAAAAACGUCCUCUAAAUCAUGGCGAAAGUACCGCAUAAAAGACGCCCCCAAGAACGUUUUCACUUUAACGAACCAAAUGACCUUGAAAUACAAACGCAAACCAUCGGGAGGAUUUCUUCUCCAGAUACAGCAAGGCCUUACUGUGGCGAGUAUCUUGUGCCACAAAUCACUGUUCCAUACUGUUAUAACGGACCGAUGCAACUACGACGUUUUGCCUGCCUUCAGACGGCUGCGGCCUCGUCUCCGUCAGCGCCUCCAACAGCCGGAUUUUGAAUGGCAGCCACGCGUCUGCCUGGCGUUGGAGAAAGGUACUCGCCUCGGAGGAGGGGCUGUGGCCACCGGCAGGGGCCACGCCAGCUUCGGUGGUAGAUACGUCUAUAUCUUAAGGGAGGUUGAGCUGGAUCUCAUUUCCGUGAGUGAAUGUAAAACCAAAGCCACCUUACCACCUGACUCGAGCAAGGUCGUAUGUGCUCUCACACCCUACAAGGACACGUGUCAGGGUGACAGCGGUGGCCCUCUAGUGGUGAGGGCUAGCGAAGAGAGGUGGGUUCAGGUGGGCAUUGUCAGCUUCGGAUUAGAAUGUGCCAGGAUGUCUGCUUACUUGGACUGGAUCGCCGGCAACACGGACCUGACUGACUACGACUCUGCGGGACUGAGAUUCAUAAUUUUUUGA